AUGAAACUUUCCACACUUUUUGUACCAGCAGCCUUCGCAGGAAAGUGCGAGAACUGGAAAAAUGACGCUGUCGCUGCCAAUCCACUCGAGAAUGGUUCUUGGAGCUGCGAGAAGCCGGGAAAGAAGCGAUUCGUUUGUAAGGCAAGCUGCAACGCCGGAAGCAUUGCUGGCUUCAAAAAGUGGAAGAUGGACGUGAGCUGCGCCGAUGGAUCAACUACAAUCAAGUCGAGAGCGGCGAAUGGCAUGACUCCUUCCCUCACUUGCUCAGCUUCCGACCAGUGCGAUGGACUCUCCGCUGCUAAUGGCGACUUGAUCCUCAAGCGAACAGGUUCCAUGCGAAAAUCCUUCCAGCUUAAAUGCAACGGAGCCAAAAAGAACGCUUCCAAAUCCCGGGUUAACUGCAAUCGAGCCACUGGAGACGUCUCCGCGCCAGGAAUUCCAGACUUCGCGACCCACUGCCAGAACGACGUCCUCCCAGAAAAAUACUACUGCGAUUUCAACUCCGGAACCGACGCUUCUUCUGGCUCUCUUGACGGCGCUGUCUACAUGGCUCAGACCGACAGCGGAGUUAACUUUUCAGGCUCCAUUUCCUCCGCUGAUGAGGUCUGGGAUGCUGGAUACCACGGAUUCCAUGUUCACGCUAACGCCUCUCCUCUCAACAAUGAAGCUGGCCAAUGCAAGGGUGCUGGUGGUCAUUUUGGCCUCGCUGGACAGAUCCACGGUGCUCCAACUGACUCCUAUCCCGAUCGACACGUUGGAGAUAUUGCCAACGUCUUCGCCACUGAAAACGGAGAUGGCACUCGAACUGCACCCGUCGAUGUUACUGACGCAAAGGUCUCGCUCAAUCCCGACAGCGUUCUCUUCAUUGGAGACAAGUCUAUCGUCGUUCACGCCAACAUCGACGAUCACAACCCAACCGACGACCCUAGCUCCACUGGAGCAGCUGGUAGCCGACCAGGUUGCUGCACUAUCAAGCCAGUUAGAUACACUUGCGAUUUCGUCGGCGCUGGAGCUGACUUGAGCGGACAGAUUACAUUUAAAUACGAGGGCGAUCAAGUUCGCGUCACUGGAACCAUCUCCGCCUCAUCGAACUUCGACGACGGCCUCCACGGAUUCCACGUUCACGCCAAUGCCGCCACCGCCAACUCUUGCAGCGACGCUGGAGGACAUUUCAAAUGGAGCGACGAUGAAAUCCACGGUGCUCCAGAAGACACCCCACCAAACCGACACGCCGGAGAUUUGGGCAACAUCAACGUCGUCGAUGGCGUCGCUGAGGUCAACAUCCUUGAUCACGUUGUUUCGCUCAUCCCCGGCGAGGACUACUUCAUCGGUGACCGAGCUAUCGUUGUUCACAAGUUCCACGACGAUGCCAACCCCACCGAUGAUCCUUCAUCCACUGGCGCUGCUGGAGCUCGACUUGGCUGCUGCAUCCUCAACCGUGCUUAA
Messenger RNA from Oikopleura dioica, 1446 nucleotides. NCBI's taxonomy places the organism in Eukaryota, Metazoa, Chordata, Appendicularia, Copelata, Oikopleuridae. The record is from the annotation of a GenBank genome assembly.